CAGUCUAAAAGUCAAGCCUUUUCACUUGAUACCGUUAUUAAUUGUACAAAAUAUUUAAUCCACCAUUUUGUGACGGCGAAUAUCUUGGGAUUAUUCAUAGUGCUGUAGCACGAAUAUUUGUGACAAUCUCCUUUGAAACGUCAUCUUCAAUUAUGUUAAAAAUAAUAUGAGAUUUUCGGCGGAUUUAAAUCUUAGUCCAAUUUUUAAUACAAUACGAAGGCGGUUGUAACAUGUAUUUUUACUAGGCCCAAGCUAAUGUAUAAUUCUGAUAAACAGGAAAUAACGUGAUAAUCGGUUCAUCCGGUCAUACGCAUAUAGUGUGCGGUGAAGUAGUCGGGGAGUGAAUAAAUCCUAUAUAAGCUUGUUUUUUCAGCGCGUCGUUACAGUGGUCAUAAGCGGCCAACAAUUGCCGCUCUCAUUGUGAACGGUGGAAGUAUAUUUUUAAUUGUUUCUUUUAUUCUACGUUAUCUUAAUUCCCUAUUAGAAAUGUCUUUAAUAUCUAAACAUUGUAGAGUGUGCUUAGAAACCGGUAUUCAUUAUAAUUCUAUUUUCGAUAACAACAAGCUGUACGCCAAGAUGUUGAUGGAUUUAACCGAUAUUAAGAUUUACCCUUAUGAUGGACUACCAUACAAGAUCUGCGCAAAGUGCAUUCUGCGCCUGGAAAGCGCGUACAACUUUAAACGACAAUGCAAAAAAAUGAACGGCGUGCUGUGGAAAAAUAUGGCUGAGAAAAUAUGGAAUGCAAUUCUAAAAAGAGACUUCAACAAAAACGCAACCCCAUCUCCACCUACUACAAACCAAAUGCCACCCAAUACUUCUAUAGUUCACGAUAACCAAAUCAAAACCGAGCAAAAUCCAAGUCAAUGUAACCAUAGUCAAGGAAAUGUUAAUGAAACAAAUAAUUUUAAAUUUGGAAAUUACUCGUCAGUUUCUAAAACUAAUAAAAAUUCUGUAAACCAAUGUCUCAAACUGAAUAAUCCUAUGUUAACAACAAUAUCUAUGAUUGCAAAAAAAAUGUCACCACAUUUGAAACAUAAUUAUAUUUGUAUUGGUUGUCCAAAGCAAUUUAAAAAAAUUGGAAAUUUAAAAAGACACCUCGUUGUUGCUCAUAGUAUACAGCCAAAUCACAUUGAGUUGAAGGAUAAGGUUGUGCCGAAUUUAUAAGGGAAAAGUUCAGAUCUCUUCUAUGAUACGUAUUGUAGAAGAGAUCUGUACUUAUUAUCAUUAUAUCUUCUGAACUGAACUUAUUACCAUUAUCAAUGUAAUCGGAACGAACUAAUCAGAUACGAGUACCUGGAUGACCGGUAUUUUUUUUUUAUUGUGUUUUUUGUAAAUUA
This is a messenger RNA of Papilio xuthus (Asian swallowtail), 1337 nucleotides long. RefSeq lists its product as uncharacterized. The coding region runs from base 487 to 1164 and encodes 225 amino acids. The transcript has 3 exons. The record is from RefSeq and is a predicted model, not a curated record. Lineage: Eukaryota; Metazoa; Arthropoda; Insecta; Lepidoptera; Papilionidae. Gene Ontology annotation, cellular component: nucleus. Gene Ontology annotation, molecular function: zinc ion binding.